Molecule: messenger RNA, 1413 nt
Organism: Saprolegnia diclina VS20
Lineage: Eukaryota; Oomycota; Saprolegniomycetes; Saprolegniales; Saprolegniaceae
Exons: 5
Coding region: 1-1413 (470 amino acids)
Biological process (GO): N-glycan processing
Cellular component (GO): glucosidase II complex
Source: RefSeq, a predicted model, not a curated record
AUGCUCCGACUGGCCGUCCUCGCCGUCCUCGCGCUCGCAGCGGGCGCCGCCCCUUCGAGCCUGCAUGGCCUGACGCCCGAGCUGCGUACUAAGGUCGCAGCUGCCUCCACGUUGACUUGUGACGACGGGCACAAGUCGUUGCCGAUCUCGAGUGUCAACGAUGACUUUUGCGACUGCGCCGAUGGCAGCGACGAGCCUGGCACCUCCGCGUGCUCGCACACAAGCGUCCUCUUCCACUGCUUGAACCAAGGGUACUUUGCGUCCGACAUCCCGACAUCGCGGGUCAACGAUGGCAUCUGCGAUUGCUGCGACGGUAGCGACGAGUACGCUGCGCCUGCGUCAUGCAGCAACACAUGUGCGACCCUCAAGGCUGCGUACGACCAGAAGAUGGCGACCAAGCACGCCGCCGAAGCCGGCGGGCGCGCGGCGCGGCAGCUCUUGGUGGCCAAAGCCAAACAAUCGAAAGAAGAGCACUACCGCAAGCGCACCGACUUGGAGGCGACCAAACGAAAGCUCGAGGCCGAGGUCGCCGCCGCCACGAAAGUCAAGGCAGCGGAAGAAGCGCUGGAACUCCAGGAGCGCCGCCAAGCGUCCGAACGCUCGCGUCGGAACGUAGCUGCAACGUUGGGUCUCUACGACUUGACAACCGAGCAGCUCUCGUCUGUCAUCAUCGACCUCUCGCUCAAGCUCUACUCCAAGGACGAGGUGCUGACGGCGCUCCGGGCCGCGGGUGCACCGUCGUCGUCUCGCAUCGAGGCGCUCGAAGCCAAGUACAUUAAGGACGACGAGGCCCAUCGCGCCGAGGUCGAGCGUCUCAACACGGUCAACGACGAGCGCCGCAAGCUCCGCGAGGCGUCGACGGCCGACGAGGUGCCGCCGGAGCUCGAAGCGCUGCCGACGCCGACGCCGCCGAUCCGGCCCAUCACAUCGCUCUUCGAGACUGUUUCCAGUGACGAAGCGACCGAGCGACCUGGAGCCAAGGAAGCCCGCGAUGCCUUGGCCGAGGCGGAGAGGGAUCUCUCGACUGCCACCCACGACCUCUCGAAGGCGCAGACUGUGCUGGACGAGAGCUAUGGCGUCGACGACAUCUUCCUCGCGGUCAAGGACGCGUGCGUGUCGGCGACGUCGGGGCAGUACACGUACAAGAUGUGCUUCUUCGGCGGCGCGACCCAAGACAGCAUCUCGCUCGGCACCAUGCAGCCGCUUGAUGCGACAGCGCACGAGCUCAAGUUUACGGGCGGUGCCAAGUGCUGGAAUGGCCCCGAGCGGUCGUUCACGGUCGCGAUCGAGUGCCACGAGAAGGAAGAGCUCUACGCGAUUGAAGAGCCCUCGACGUGUGUCUACACGGCCAAGCUCAAGACGCCACUGGCGUGCGCCGACCUGCCACGUGCCAAUGGCCACGAUGAGCUCUAA